AUGAUCGCCAAGGAGGUGUGCAAUAUCUUCAUCGGGGUCUUCCCCAGACAGCUCCUGCGCAUGCCCCACGAAGCUAGCCGGCGCCUGAGCGAGAUCGAGCAGGAGCCGCAGGACGCCCUGCUGCUGGUCUUCGGGGCCAAUCUCCUCAACGAGAAGGACGCGCUCCAGUGCCUCGCCAGAAUCUCCAAGGGGUUGGCCCGGCGCCACCUGCCCUACUUCACCGUCCUGACCAAGGUGGACCUGCUGCCCGAGGGGACCACCGUCGAGGCCGCCAUCGAGAAGGUGGAGGAGGCAACGGGCACGAAUCGCGCCUUCAUCUUCCCCAUUGCCAACACGAUCAAGAACCGGAAGAAACUGCCGGCCCAGACCACCCUCCAGAUCCUGCGGCUCUACUCGGCCAUCCUGCGCAACACCAGGGGUCGGCUCAGAUCUGCUCCAUGGACUCGCAGUUUUGGAUAUGAGUGA
Messenger RNA from Acanthamoeba castellanii str. Neff, 465 nucleotides. RefSeq lists its product as uncharacterized. The record is from RefSeq and is a predicted model, not a curated record. The coding region runs from base 1 to 465 and encodes 154 amino acids. The transcript has a single exon. NCBI's taxonomy places the organism in Eukaryota, Discosea, Longamoebia, Acanthamoebidae.